This is a messenger RNA of Thamnophis sirtalis, 2926 nucleotides long. Lineage: Eukaryota; Metazoa; Chordata; Lepidosauria; Squamata; Natricidae. The record is from RefSeq and is a predicted model, not a curated record.
CUUGGGGUCUGCGAACUCUGCAAGGAGACGAAUUGGGUUGAGCUUUUUCCGUUUUCAAUCUAGAAAGGGACCGAACCAAAUGCAGACAAUCCCAGGAUGCUCUCACACUCCAGCAUAAAAAAUGCAGCAAAGCUAACAAAAUAUUUCUUUUUUUCGGGGGGGCAUGCACACGCCCUUCCUAGGUUGGCUACACUCCAGAUUGGAUCUUCCUCUUGAGAAACGUCAUGCGGAUCAGCCCGGACCAAGGACAGCAGUUUGCCCAGAUGUUGGUGCAGGACGAAGAACCUCUGGCAGAUAUUACCCAAAUAGUAGAUGUGUUUAUGGAAUACAACCUGAUCCAGCAGUGUACAGCUUUUCUCUUGGAUGCCCUGAAAAACAACCGUCCAUCCGAAGGGCCUUUGCAAACUCGUUUGCUUGAAAUGAAUCUAAUGCAUGCACCUCAGGUCGCCGAUGCCAUCUUGGGGAAUCAGAUGUUUACCCACUACGACCGAGCCCACAUCGCUCAACUGUGCGAGAAAGCCGGUCUCCUCCAAAGGGCGCUGGAACAUUUCACUGACUUGUACGACAUCAAGCGAGCCGUGGUUCACACUCACCUUCUCAACCCCGAGUGGCUGGUGAACUACUUUGGCUCCCUUUCCGUGGAAGAUUCCUUGGAAUGCUUGCGGGCAAUGCUGUCAGCAAACAUCCGCCAGAACUUGCAGAUCUGCGUCCAGGUGGCUUCCAAGUACCACGAGCAGCUUUCAACUCAGUCGCUCAUCGAGCUCUUUGAAUCAUUCAAGAGUUUUGAAGGAAUCUCCAGAAUCUGCUCAUUCUGACAGCCAUCAAGGCCGAUCGCACCCGGGUCAUGGAAUACAUCAAUCGCCUGGAUAACUAUGAUGCCCCUGACAUCGCCAACAUCGCCAUCAGCAACGAGCUCUUUGAAGAAGCCUUUGCCAUCUUUCGGAAAUUUGACGUUAACACUUCUGCCGUCCAGGUUUUGAUCGAGCACAUUGGGAACCUGGACCGGGCCUAUGAGUUUGCCGAGCGUUGCAAUGAGCCGGCGGUGUGGAGCCAGCUUGCCAAAGCCCAACUCCAGAAAGGGAUGGUGAAGGAAGCCAUCGACUCCUACAUCAAAGCCGACGACCCGUCGUCCUACAUGGAAGUUGUCCAGGCUGCCAACGCAAGUGGCAACUGGGAAGAGCUGGUGAAGUACUUGCAGAUGGCCCGUAGAAAGGCCCGAGAAUCCUACGUGGAGACGGAGCUCAUCUUUGCACUGGCUAAAACAAACCGCCUGGCCGAACUGGAAGAAUUCAUCAACGGGCCCAACAACGCCCACAUUCAGCAAGUUGGGGACCGUUGCUAUGAAGAGAAGAUGUACGAUGCAGCCAAACUUCUAUACAACAACGUCUCCAAUUUUGGCCGCUUGGCCUCCACGUUGGUUCAUUUGGGUGAAUACCAGGCAGCGGUGGAUGGGGCCCGGAAGGCAAACAGCACAAGAACUUGGAAGGAGGUUUGCUUUGCCUGCGUUGAUGGGAAGGAAUUCCGCUUGGCCCAGAUGUGCGGUUUGCAUAUCGUCGUGCACGCCGAUGAACUGGAAGAACUCAUUAAUUACUACCAGGACCGCGGCUACUUUGAGGAGUUGAUAACCAUGUUGGAAGCUGCUUUGGGGCUGGAACGGGCUCAUAUGGGGAUGUUCACCGAACUGGCCAUCCUCUACUCCAAAUUCAAGCCACAGAAGAUGAGGGAGCACUUGGAGCUGUUUUGGUCACGGGUCAACAUUCCAAAGGUGUUGAGGGCUGCUGAGCAAGCCCACCUCUGGGGAGAGUUGGUUUUCCUGUACGAUAAAUAUGAAGAAUACGAUAAUGCUAUUAUUACAAUGAUGAACCAUCCCACAGAUGCCUGGAAGGAAGGGCAAUUCAAGGACAUCAUCACUAAGGUGGCGAAUGUGGAGCUUUACUACAAAGCAAUUCAGUUUUACCUAGAAUUUAAACCUCUGCUGCUCAACGACUUACUGAUGGUGCUUUCGCCGCGGCUGGAUCAUACCCGUGCGGUCAAUUUCUUUAGUAAGGUGAAGCAACUUCCGCUGGUGAAGCCCUACCUGCGCUCGGUGCAGAACCACAACAACAAAUCCGUGAACGAGUCCCUCAACAACCUCUUCAUUACAGAAGAAGAUUACCAGGCUCUUCGGACAUCGAUAGACGCCUACGACAACUUCGACAACAUCUCCCUCGCCCAACGCCUGGAGAAACACGAGUUGAUUGAGUUCCGGAGAAUCGCCGCCUAUCUCUUCAAAGGGAACAACCGCUGGAAGCAAAGCGUGGAACUCUGCAAAAAAGACCGACUCUACAAGGACGCCAUGCAAUACGCCUCAGAGUCCAAAGACACGGAGCUGGCGGAGGAGCUGCUGCAGUGGUUCCUCCAGGAAGGCAAGCAGGAAUGUUUUGGCGCCUGCCUCUUCACUUGCUACGACCUUCUCCGGCCAGACGUGGUCUUGGAAACCGCCUGGAGACACAACAUCAUGGACUUUGCCAUGCCCUACUUCAUCCAGGUCAUGAAGGAAUACUUGAGCAAGGUGGACAAGCUGGACGCCUCAGAAUCGCUGAGGAAAGAGGAAGAGCAGGCGACGGAGACCCAGCCCAUUGUUUACGGUCAGCCCCAGCUCAUGUUGACGGCCGGCCCCAGCGUGGCAGUCCCUCCUCAAGCACCUUUUGGUUACGGCUACACCGCACCUCCCUAUGGGCAACCCCAACCCGGGUUUGGAUACAGCAUGUAAGGAAGCCAGCAUCCUUUUGUGGAACCUCCACCGUCCCUCUCACGCCCGACUCCACAGGGAAAGAAAUCGAAACCUCGUGUCCUCGUAACAUUUAUUUUAUGAAGGACUGUGUUUUUCUGUUUGUUCUUCCUCUCUCCUCCCCGCCUUCCUUCCCCCCCCCCCAACUAAACACCU